AUGAACAUGAAUUUAGGCAAACUCCGGAAAACACUGAAAGACAGGGGGACCUGGCUUGCUAUGGUCCAUGGAGUUGCAAAAAGUCAGACACAACUUAGUGACUUCACAACAACAAACAAUUUCUUGGCUACAGCUAUCUUUUAUCUGUUGGAUUUCACCCCUUGGGGGUUUGGGAGACAUUUUGAGUCACCUUUACUAUUGCAAAGCAUUAUAAUGAUAGCCACAAUGUUAUUGAUGCUGAAAUUGUGCACUGAAGUACGUGUGGCCAAUGAGUUGAAUAUAAAACGACGUUCCUUUUCAGCUGCAGAUAGUAAGGAUGAAGAAAUCAAAACAGCUCCCAAGAGAAUCUUUCUAGAUUUUGACUUGAACUCUUUCUGGCACUGGAACAAGUUUGCAGAUUAUGUGCAGUGCGUUCUGGCUUUCACUGGGGUAACAGGAUGCGUUACAUACCUUUCCCUUGACUCCAGUAUCUUUGUUGAAACCCUGGGUUUCCUUGCUGUUUUCAUUGAAGCCAUGGUGGGUAUCCCGCAGCUCUACCGUAAUUAUCAGAAUAGGUCAACUGAAGGAAUGAGCGUAAAGAUGGUGCUAAUGUGGACCAGUGGUGACACCUUCAAGACGGUGUAUUUCCUCCUGAAUCAAGCUCCAUUCCAGUUCUCAGUGUGUGGACUUCUCCAGGUUUUUGUAGACAUGGCCAUCCUUUUGCAGGUUUACUUCUUCAGCUGUUACCCACAGAAACCUGUUCCUCAUUCAUCACAUCCAGCCAGUACGAAGGCACUUUAAAGCACAGGACGGAAGCAAUUAUUCUUGUAGAUGUAGAAGAGGCUGGGAGCCAGCCUUAGCUUCAACGCUGCUUGUACCUACUGUGUUUCUGAGGAACUAGAAACAGAAGAAUCAAAGUUGCA
Protobothrops mucrosquamatus (brown spotted pit viper) is the source of this 902-nucleotide messenger RNA. Its product is annotated as PQ-loop repeat-containing protein 1-like. Bases 1 to 780 code for a protein of 259 amino acids. The transcript is spliced from 5 exons. NCBI's taxonomy places the organism in Eukaryota, Metazoa, Chordata, Lepidosauria, Squamata, Viperidae. Gene Ontology annotation, cellular component: trans-Golgi network; endosome. Gene Ontology annotation, biological process: phospholipid translocation; retrograde transport, endosome to Golgi. The record is from RefSeq and is a predicted model, not a curated record.